UGAUCGUAUGUAUCUCUCUCUCCUCUCUCUCAUCCACACUUGUUCAUAGAGAGAGAGAGAGAGAGAGAAAUGAAGUAAAACUAAAAACCCCAAUUCACUCACCAGCUUGAUCAAUUUCUCUCUCUCGAGAAGCUUUCAUGGAGUACUUCUCGAAGAAGUCAGCUCUCUGUGCUCUGUUUGGCUUCCUCUUAAUUCUGGCCUUGUGUUCUUCGCUGGGUUAUGCAGGUGAUAUAGUUCAUGAAGAUGAUAAAGCCCCAAAGAGGCCUGGUUGCAACAACAACUUCGUUCUGGUGAAAGUCCCAACGUAUGUUGAUGGUAGAGGAGUAAAUGAAUUUGUAGGUGUUGGUGCUCGCUUCGGCCCUACCUUGGAAUCUAAGGAGAAGCAUGCCAGCUAUGAUAGACUUGCCCUCGCAGAUCCACCUGAUUGUUGUAGUAAACCCCAAAACAAGCUUACAGGCGAGGUCAUCCUUGUGCACCGGGGUAACUGUAGUUUCGCAACUAAAGCAAAUGUUGCAGAAGAUGCUGGUGCUUCGGCCAUCCUCAUUAUAAACAACCAUACAGAACUUUUCAAGAUGGUUUGUGAAGCCAAUGAAACUGAUGUAGAUAUAGGCAUACCUGCUGUCAUGCUCCCACAAGAUGCUGGUGAAAACUUGGAAGAAAGUUUAAAGAACAACUCCCUUGUUACUGUGCAGCUAUACUCUCCAAAGCGCCCAUUGGUUGACGUAGCUGAAGUAUUUUUAUGGCUUAUGGCUGUUGGGACCAUCUUAUGUGCUUCUUAUUGGUCUGCAUGGAGUGCCAGAGAAGCAGCUAUUGAGCAGGACAAGCUUUUAAAGGAUGCUUCAGAUGAAUUUUUUAUCACGGAGGGCAAUGGUUCUAGUGGGGUUGUGGACAUUAGCACAACAUCAGCAAUUGUCUUUGUUUUGAUUGCUUCCGGAUUCUUAUUAAUGCUUUACAAGCUAAUGUCAGUCUGGUUUAUUGAUAUUCUGGUGGUUCUAUUUUCAAUUGGUGGGGCAGAGGGUUUGCAAACUUGUUUGGUGGCUUUCUUAUCGAGUUUCAGGUGGUUUGAUCAUGUUUCAGAAUCAUUUGUUAAAGUGCCCCUCCUUGGACCUGUCUCAUAUCUGACGCUAGCUGUCUCUCCAUUCUGCAUAGCAUUUGCUGUUGUUUGGGCUGUUUUUCGAAGUGUAUCCUUUUCUUGGAUAGGACAAGAUAUCCUUGGUAUUGCUUUGAUAAUCACAGUUCUCCAGAUUAUACGCGUUCCUAAUCUGAAGGUUGGAACUGUUCUUCUCAGUUGCGCUUUCUUGUAUGACAUUUUUUGGGUGUUUGUUUCUAAAUUGUGGUUCCAAGAGAGUGUCAUGAUUGUGGUUGCUCGGGGUGAUAAGAUUGGAGAAGAUGGCAUACCGAUGCUGCUAAAGAUCCCUCGAAUGUUUGAUCCUUGGGGUGGCUACAGCGUCAUUGGAUUUGGUGACAUUAUCGUACCAGGACUGCUAGUAGCAUUUUCAGUAAGGUAUGAUUGGCUGUCAAAGAAGAAUCUUCGGCGUGGAUACUUUUUAUGGGCAAUGAUUGCUUAUGGGUUAGGUACGAACAACUAAUCUAUGUGUGGGAAUCGGCAAAUUUAUUCUCUCUUAUUUUCUGCUUGGUGUUAGAAGUGCAUCACUGUGCGUCUGUUUAUGCGGUUAAGUUAUUGCAAAUAAAAGAAUGGGAUUUCUUAGGCUGAGUUUGAUUAGAAUGAAAGUGAGGGGAAGAGAAAAAAUGGAACCCUUUCUGAGUUUGUUUAGUAUGGAAGUGGUGGAAACUACAAUAAAAUAAAUUUUCAUGUACAACGUAUAUUAGCAUGGUAACCGAGUCUUUAAUUUCUUGCCAAAAAUACAAGAAACACAAAAAAAGUUAAAUUUGUCCAUGCAAAGUGUUACUUAUAAUUUUCCUUUC
Messenger RNA from Camellia sinensis, 1926 nucleotides. The record is from RefSeq and is a predicted model, not a curated record. Lineage: Eukaryota; Viridiplantae; Streptophyta; Magnoliopsida; Ericales; Theaceae.